AUGAUAAAGGAUGGUUACGGCAAAGCAGUGAAACGAAUACGUCGAGACAACGUCUAUUUAAUAUUAGACCUAUGUGAAGAAUCGUUGAAGAGUUAUGUGAAAUCUUCUUCUCUAAGUGAUCUUCAAAACGCUCUUCCCAAAAUUAUUAGACAAAUUUUAAAUGGAUUAGCUGAUCUUCAUAGUGGCGAAAAUCCUAUUAUUCAUCGGGACUUAAAACCUACCAAUGUUCUCCGAGACUCACAAGACAACUUUCUGAUAGCUGACUUUGGCAUUAGUCGAAUAUUGAAUAAUGAUUCUACGACACAUGAAAGCAGUCCUAACACAGGAACGGAGUAUUGGAUUGCUCCUGAAUCAUAUUGUGAAGAUGUAGAUUCUAUUGAUAAAGGACGGUACAAGAAAGAGUCUGAUGUAUAUAAUGCAGGAAUGGUAGCUUAUUAUGUUGCAACAAAAGGAAAACAUCCUUUUGGAAUUCAACGGUAUAGACUGGACAACAUGCUGAAGGGAGACCCUGUUGGUUUGAAAGAAAUCAAGAAUGAAACAUUAAAAGACUUUCUGUCGUGGAUGUUAAAUCGACAACCCGAAGAUAGACCAUCAGCUACUGAGGCGUUUAAACACCCAUUUCUUAUGUCGGAUGACGAGAAAUUUGAUUUAUUAUGGAAAGUUGGAAAUCUUCAACAGAUUAAGACAAAUGAUUCCAAGUCACUGGUCGUUCAACAUCUGAAUAGCGAAACUUUAGAUUGGAGAAGCCAAAUGGAUAGUGAUGUAUAUGAUUAUUUUAGAACGAACGUGAGGACUGGAAGGAUUUUUAGGUAUGGAUCUUCAAAGACAGAGUGCUUGAGACUUAUUCGAAAUACUGGUGAACAUUGGUAUGAUGAACAACGACCUCUACCACAACCAGAACCAUUAUAUAAGAUUGGUGAUCACAAGUCGUAUUUUCUGAAAACAUUUCCCACUCUACCUGUUAUGGUGCACGCUGCGGUGAGGUCCAAUGAAGAACUGAAAAACAAUUCAGAACUCAAGAACUUUUUCUAUUUCAGUGAAAAGAAAUCACAUCAAAAAUAA
Messenger RNA from Xenia sp. Carnegie-2017, 1062 nucleotides. RefSeq names its product serine/threonine-protein kinase/endoribonuclease IRE1-like. The transcript is spliced from 4 exons. Lineage: Eukaryota; Metazoa; Cnidaria; Anthozoa; Malacalcyonacea; Xeniidae. The coding region runs from base 1 to 1062 and encodes 353 amino acids. The record is from RefSeq and is a predicted model, not a curated record. Gene Ontology annotation, biological process: IRE1-mediated unfolded protein response; mRNA processing; protein phosphorylation. Gene Ontology annotation, molecular function: protein serine/threonine kinase activity; RNA endonuclease activity; ATP binding. Gene Ontology annotation, cellular component: IRE1-TRAF2-ASK1 complex.